Messenger RNA from Melanotaenia boesemani (Boeseman's rainbowfish), 1444 nucleotides. RefSeq names its product cortexin-1-like. The coding region runs from base 3 to 383 and encodes 126 amino acids. Lineage: Eukaryota; Metazoa; Chordata; Actinopteri; Atheriniformes; Melanotaeniidae. The record is from RefSeq and is a predicted model, not a curated record. The transcript has a single exon.
UAAUGAACACCUUCCCCUCCUUCUCCACACCUCCACCUAACCCACCCACCAUCCAUUCAGUGUGUAAGCCCUGUCUCCGGGCCCCGUGGAGGAUGAAUGAUGUGGCCACACUUGACUACGAGUUGCUGCUGUCCCCGGCCAGCUCCUCCUUGCCUGGCAGUCCUGGCGGCGGCAGCAGCAGCCCCCCUCUGGCUUUGGUUGGAAUGGACACAGAACAGCGUACCGCCUUGGCUUUUGUAGGCCUCCUUAUGCUCUUCUUGGUCUUCCUGCUGGUCAGGUGCUUCAGGAUCCUGCUGGACCCCUACAGCCGCAUGCCUGCAUCAUCCUGGACUGACCACAAGGAGGGGCUGGAGAGGGGUCAGUUUGAUUAUGCACUGGUGUAGGGUAAAAACUGGUUGUGGACAAGAGAAAAAAUAUUUCAUUCCACACAGACUUUUUUCUUUUGUUUUUGGGAAGACUAAAGAAAAGUUUGUUAGGUUUAAAUCACUGUUUUCUGGUGUAAAUAUGAGGCUGCAGGACUGUGUGAAAUCAUAAGAGGCUCUCCCUGCAACACAAACACUUUUAGCUCAGAUUUUGGAAAACAAAGAACAAAAACCAUUACCUGCACUGUUGCCUUAACCUGACCUACUGUAACAUUUUACCACACCACACUAUCAUUGUUGGCCUAAGUUUCCUUAAGCCCAGAGCUUGUCAGUGUUACACUAUAUGAUUUUGGACACAUCUCUCACAACCUCAAAGCUGCAUUUUUGAACACCCUCAUAGGCAGAACUCAAAUGAAGGAGUUUACACUUAAGCAGAUGCCCCUUUAAAAACCUGUGGUCCAGUACAAAGUGUCUAUGAUUUAAGUGCUGAUCAAGGAACAGAAACUUUGUAGUGCUGAUUCUGAUCCUCAAACAGCACUGCAGCUCCAGAUGCUUUUGAAGACCCAAGGAGGUAGUUUCCAUGAAAUUGUGUCUGUUCAUGUUUAUGUUGUGUGUAUUAUUGUGUCUAUAUCUGAGAAGCCAUAUUGAAACUAUAUACUCCCUUAUCACUGCAAGUAGAGUUUAUGUUGACCUUUGCUUUAGUCUGCCUGCCAAGUGUGGUGAUGAAGCAAACAGCAACCUUUAGGCAAAAGAAAGCUUUAUUUUUCUAUUCUAGACUCAAGUUUUGGAGUCUCCUUUUUGCUAUCUUUUGUCUCUUCCUGUUACUCAACCAGUAUUUAGACUGUGGAUUUUUCAGGUAGUCAUGUGAGCCUGUUUUAGAAGGUGGCAAAGCUGAAAGCUCUGCUCUUUUGUGAUUGUAUUUUUCUGACUAUCUGCUUUCUUUUUGAUACACUGGAUUAAAACGGUGAAAUGAUAUUUUCUUCCUUAAUUACUCUUCUCUAAUUUGAGCUGGUAGUUGAACAGUGUGGGGAGUUUGCAUUGUUCAUGUUGAAAAUUAAAUAAAAAAUGACUGCUAUUUACUA